AUGAAGCUGAAAUCCAAGAAAAUCGUGAAGCUGGAAUCGAGGAAACUCUCGAAGCCAAAGCCCGAGAAGUCCGUGAAAUCGAGGUCCAUGAUAGCAACAAAAUUCCAAUACAAGCCUCAAGCGGAGGAAGCGGCGAAACAGCCAUCCUGCUAUCUUGAUGUGAAACAAUGGCUGAAAGCUGCACAAGUUAUCCGUUCUUUGCUUCAGCCUAAAAAUGAGCAUGAUCUUAGCAUUCUUGACUACUUAUCAGACUGCAUAUGCUGUAUGUAUGGGAGUCCAGGAGCAUAUGGUGUUGUUACUUUGCCUUCUUCAGUCGGGGAAGGAAUCAAUAUUUUCCUAAAUGACUUUAUCCCAAUAGAAAAUAUGCGUUUCCGUGAGGAGAAACUUACAUUUAGAGUAAGUACUAUUAUUGAGUCUACUGAGGAGAUCAUAGAGGGUGAGACUUACAAAUGCUACAAGUAUCCUACCAUGAUGAAAACAAGAUGUGGCUUCAAGCUUUCCGUCAUCGGAGGAAGCUUGAAUGAUUCCCAAAUAAGUGUUUUGCUAGCUGAGAACGGUACUGCGAAGACAACAUUUAUCCGUAUGCUGGCAGGACAAGUGAAGCCAGAUAAAGUGGGAGAUAAAGAAGUUGAUAUGCCUUCAUAUACUGUCUCGUACAAGCCUCAGGAAUUGAUAUCUAAAAUUACCUUUACCGUGAGGGAGCUUCUACACAAGAAAAUACCUGGAUCUUGCAGUCACGCCCUGUUCAGAUCCAAUGUCAUGAAACCACUAAACAUUGAAGAACUGAUGGACGGGCAGGUUGCAAAUCUUUCUGGUGGGGAGCUACAAAGAGUCGCACUUUGUCUUUGUCUCGGAAAGGUAAAAUUACACUAGAUUAACACCUAUGGUUCUUUCCCUCAGAUCAUAUAGCUGGUAGAAAAGCUCUUAGGGUCGCCACCUUGAAGCACUGCUUUUUUAAU
Messenger RNA from Phragmites australis (common reed), 959 nucleotides. Its product is annotated as ABC transporter E family member 2-like. The transcript has 5 exons. Lineage: Eukaryota; Viridiplantae; Streptophyta; Magnoliopsida; Poales; Poaceae. The coding region runs from base 1 to 873 and encodes 290 amino acids. Gene Ontology annotation, molecular function: ribosomal small subunit binding; ATP binding; ATP hydrolysis activity. The record is from RefSeq and is a predicted model, not a curated record. Gene Ontology annotation, biological process: translational termination; ribosomal subunit export from nucleus; translational initiation.